AUGGAGAUGAAGGAGAGACAGCGGUGGCGGCCUGAGGAAGACGCCAUCCUCCGCUCCUACGUCCGGCAGUAUGGCCCCCGCGAGUGGAACCUGGUGGCGCAGCGCAUGAACGUGCCCCUCGACCGCGACGCCAAGUCCUGCCUCGAGCGCUGGAAGAACUACCUCCGCCCCGGCAUCAAGAAGGGCUCCCUCACCGACGACGAGCAGCGCCUCGUCAUCCGCCUCCAGGCCAAGCACGGCAACAAGUGGAAGAAGAUCGCCGCCGAGGUGCCCGGCCGCACGGCGAAGCGCCUCGGCAAGUGGUGGGAGGUGUUCAAGGAGAAGCAGCAGCGGGAGAUCAGGGACAGCCGGAGGCCGCCCCCCGAGCCCAGCCCCGACGAGAGGGGCAGGUACGAGUGGCUGCUCGAGAACUUCGCCGAGAAGCUCGUCAAGGAGAGGCAGCAGGUGGGAGUGGGCGCCACGCCGCUGCACCACCACCACCUCAUGGCGGCUCCCAUGCUCCCGCCCUGGAUGUCGUCCACCGCCGCCAACGGCGCGCCCGUCUCUCCGGCGCCGCCGUCGCCGUCCGUGACGCUCAGCCUCGCCUCCGCCGUCGUCCCGCCCCCGACCGCCGCGCCGUGGAUGCAGCAGCAGCAGCAGAUGGCGGAGGACGGCGCCGCGUUCGGGUUCGCCAGGCCGCCACCGGCGCCGGGCAUGGUGGCGGAUGCUCCUCAGGCAGCGCUGGCAGAGCUGGCCGAGUGCUGCCGGGAGCUGGACGAGGGGCACCGCGCGUGGGCCGCGCACCGGAAAGAGGCCUCGUGGAGGCUGAAGCGCGUGGAGCUGCAGCUGGAGUCGGAGCGCGCGUGCCGGCGGCGCGAGGCCGCGGAGGAGUUCGAGGCCAAGAUGCGAGCGCUGUGGGAGGAGCAGGCGGCCGCCGUGGAGCGCCUCGAGGCGGAGUACCGGGAGAAGGUGGCCGGGCUCCGGCGUGAUGCCGAGCUCAAGGAGCAGAAGAUGGCGGAGCAGUGGGCCGCCAAGCACGCCCGCCUCACCAAGUUCCUCGAGCAGGUCGGCUCGUCGUGCCGCCGCUGGCCGCCCGGCGAGAUGAACGGCCGCUGA
Molecule: messenger RNA, 1095 nt
Organism: Triticum turgidum subsp. durum (durum wheat)
Lineage: Eukaryota; Viridiplantae; Streptophyta; Magnoliopsida; Poales; Poaceae
Source: the annotation of a GenBank genome assembly